UCCAGUUUCGUUGGCAAUUCGAGAUCCGUUCUUUUCGUCCUCACUGGCGGCCUUCUACCCGGAAAACUGUCAUCCAGUAUCUCUGACUCUGUGCUGGCAGAUUUGGGUUUGAUUCCGGACGUGGUUCGAGUCUGUUUGACGUCUGUGGAUUCCGUUUUGGCAAAGAAUCCCGGCGAAACCUUCUUCCGUGUCCAAGUGACCAUUCGUGAGCCUGUGAUAGAAGUGGCGGAUGAUUUGAGAAUCUUGCAAUUCGAUGGAGCUACGGAUGAUCAUUACGAGCAACGACGAGUUGUGCAAUUUACGCCUGGUUCGGGUGUUCAAGCGUUGCAGUCGAACAACGUGAUGUUCAUUGAUAUGGUUGGUUGUAUGGCUCAGCAGUCGACGAACAUGAUACAAACUGUUGAACAGCCGACGAUUGCACCUGCUCCGAUUGCCAAACCGCAUUAUAAAACAGUCCAGGGAACGGAUGGGAAUCUGUAUUUGGUGACCGAGUUCUAUGUGGAAAUGCCUCAAUCGGUCACUUACCAGGUUGUCAAUGUACCGCAGUCAGCACCAGUGACACCAAUGUACCUGCCGACGCAUAACACCUUUCAGCAUGUUCCAAUGGUACCGCCUAUGCCCAUCGUUGUCCAAGCACCGGUUCCUGCCGAAAUUCCCCAGCCACCAACGAUUGCCUCUGAUCCAGUUUUAUCGACUCAAGCCGAGUCGAAGGACGAAAUGUCGACAACGAAUGAUGAAAUUCCCGCUGAUGAGUGGAUUAUUUCUACGAACGACGAACCUUUUCUUGAAAUCGAUCCGCAAGAAGUGGAAACCAGUUCCAUGCAGAUCGAGAUUCCGCCGAAAGUGUCCAUAGUAUCCGUGGAAAAACCGAAAGAGAAAUCUUUGAUACUCGAAGCCACGCCCAAAGGGAUCGUCAAGACGCUGCCGAUCAUCGACAUGGUCAACCCUCCAGCUCAAAAUGACGUGAUGAAAUCCAGGACUAUUGUGGAUGCAGUGAUGAAACGAAUCCACGCCUGCACGUCGAAAUUGGCUCCAAGUGUCGAAUCGACAGCGUUGGAAAAGGAGGAAAAAGUCGAAAAUGAUCCCCCGGGUCGAGGCAAGGUUCAAGAUCGUCUGCUCAAUAGCUACAGGAACUUCAUGAAGCAGCGGAUGGGAGAUCGUCCUCGGCCCCUCUGUAGGAUCAUCAAGGACGAAAGGCUGUGGCAGGAUGAGGAGAAACCGGAAGUGGAGCCGUCUCCCAAGGAUGGGAAAGAGAACAAUGCUCCUUUGAUGGUGGAAAUCAAGGGAGAUGACGGAGUUGUUCUUCAGGGAUCGUCAAUUGAAGAAGUUUGGGGAUGUCUCGUGGAUGCAGUCCAGAAGUCCCGUGAACGAUUUGGAAUGCCGAUUCUUCCUCGUGAUUCGCUUACGAAGCUUUAUAAAAGUGGCAUUGAUCAAUCGUCUCUCAAACGGUUGAUAUCUCAGCUGCCUGAGAAAGACGCCAACCGGGCGAGGCAUGUGUUCAGUUUUCUCAAGGAUGGCAAGAAACGUUAUGAAGCUGUUUUUGGAUCUGCGCGAUCUGAUGGAAUCUCGUGUUUGAAUUACGAACCUGGCGUGAAAAGACCGAGGAACCCGUUUUCGUGGUUGUCUUCUGUGCAUCGUCCCCGGCCAGACAUCUCCGAUUGGCGUCCUCAAAAUGGCGGCAAAGCCAUGUCCUCCAAGAUGGCGCGAGCAAUGGCCAAACGCCUUCGCAGUCUACCUCUGAACAGUCGUUACUUG
Molecule: messenger RNA, 1755 nt
Organism: Notodromas monacha
Lineage: Eukaryota; Metazoa; Arthropoda; Ostracoda; Podocopida; Cyprididae
Source: the annotation of a GenBank genome assembly